This is a messenger RNA of Engraulis encrasicolus (European anchovy), 1762 nucleotides long. It is a transcript of the gene atraid, whose product is annotated as all-trans retinoic acid-induced differentiation factor. Gene Ontology annotation, biological process: positive regulation of osteoblast differentiation. Gene Ontology annotation, cellular component: intracellular membrane-bounded organelle. The record is from RefSeq and is a predicted model, not a curated record. NCBI's taxonomy places the organism in Eukaryota, Metazoa, Chordata, Actinopteri, Clupeiformes, Engraulidae. The transcript is spliced from 9 exons. Bases 269 to 1066 code for a protein of 265 amino acids.
AUAAGUAGUUCUAGCGUUUAUUUUCUUGAUAAAACAAGUGUUAUGUGGAGUGGCCUGGACUUGGAAUGCAGAAUGGACUACAUACUGAAACCAACUAGUGAUUUGCUAUUAAAUUCUCUAUAUAGCCUAGUCAGUCAUCAGUGUCCUUGACUUGUGUUUAACCAUUGACAUAAAUGUAUUAUUUUAAAUACCAAGGCAGUGAUAGAUCAAGGAAGCCGCUUAAUAAUAUAAUGAAAAUACUGCUGCUGUGCUGCAACAUGGUAGGCCUAUGCAAAAAUACUGCGCAAGUUGGAUAUUCACGAAACACCCAACGCAAGUCACACGUGGUCACGUGAUAUCCUGGCCGUCAUAUGACAACAAGAAAGACAAGAAGAUGACAGCCACAGCAAGGCUGUUUACAGUUCUGGCUGUAUUUUUUGUGUUUUCUUUUGAACAUUUUUUAUGUCGAGCCACUGAAUCAGAGAUCUGUCUGAUGUGUAAUGGUACCGUGGUGAAUGGUAGCGCUGUUUGGAAUUUCUGCACGUCAACAUCAGGGGAAAUCGACGGGCGAUGUUGUGUGCAAAAGGACAAUAGUAGCGGCAUCGACCUCAUCAUUGGGCUAGAUGUGUCACACUGUGGUCUAAGCACUGUGGGAGAUCUCAGUGAGGCUAUCACUGCAGUGAUGAUCGAUAUGUCCUUCAACCCCAUUUCAAAUCUGAGUGAUCUGGUGUUCCAAGGCUUCAGUCAGCUGUCUUAUGUUAUACUUCCCUCGAACCUGACGUGUCCUGGUGGCAAUACAUCCUGGGUAAAGACAGAGGUCAAAGGUGAUGUUCGCCGAUGUGAGGGCCAAAGAAACGCCUGCAAUCAGACUGGACAGAUAUCCUGGGAUUGUCCACAGAACUCCCUAUGUGUUCCUUAUGGACCAGGGUUCUUUGCAUGUGACUGUGAUGAGCACUUCCAUGGAUACAAGUGCCUGAGAGAGGGUGAAUUUCCAACAGCGAAGGUGUUUGGGAGCCUUGGAGGGUGCACUGUCCUAGCAUCUGCGCUGUUAUGGGUGACACAGAGAAGGAAGGCCAAGGCUGUGUGAUCUACAUCCAAGAUCUUAUCAGGACAGGAGUGCCACGUAUGAUUUAUUCAGAUCAUGGUGAUAUGGCAACCACUCAGACACCUUUUUGAAGGGGAACUGACUGUUUUUAAGCUGACGUUUACAGGAAUUAUUCUUUGCAACCAUGAGUUAGUUUCAAUAUUGACCAGGCAGCUAUUUGUUUUCCAAACAAAACAUGUAUUUUUGCUACUGAUUGGAGCAGAAUGUGCACAUCCAAAAAGGGAAAGUGUUAAUGUUUCUAAUGCUAAGUUUCUGCUGACAUAUCGUAGGGCAUCGAUUAAGGUUUUAAAUAUUUUUGCUUUAAAUACUUAAUUUUAAAUAUGAAUUAUCUGAGACUGACUGACAUUAUAAAAGGGAUGUUUACAUGAUUGAGGCCAUACUGUAAAUGAUUUUAGUGAAACUGUAAUUUUAGUGCAUCCGUAACCUUACCGAAAGAGUGCCAAGUCGUGUGCUGCUGACAUUUGAUGAAUGUAUUGCAACACAUAUCACUGACCCUUCACUAUCAACAGUAUGUGCUGCAAAAGCUAUGCAAUAAAUCAGCUCAUGCCCAUGUUGUUAUGCUGUGGUGCACAAGACUAUUUCUCCAGGAGAAAAAAAACACAAUAUUUCUAAAGGCAUUUUCUGUAAUGUACUACAAUUUUGUACUGCUGUACUCAAUGUUAUUUCAUUUUAACUGAG